Zingiber officinale is the source of this 1688-nucleotide messenger RNA. RefSeq lists its product as uncharacterized. The transcript is spliced from 4 exons. The coding region runs from base 1 to 1419 and encodes 472 amino acids. Lineage: Eukaryota; Viridiplantae; Streptophyta; Magnoliopsida; Zingiberales; Zingiberaceae. The record is from RefSeq and is a predicted model, not a curated record.
AUGUCAAUCGGAAUGAUCCGGCUCCUCGUUCGAUCUCCGGAAAACUUCGGGUGUCUACAGCCCGAAGGAGAAGGAUGCCGACCAGAUCUGAGCUCAGACGACGUGAGAUCGGGGAACGAAAGGCUCGGGGAAGACCUGAGAACAGGAGAUCAAGAGGAUCCGCCUCCUUGUUCGACCUCUGGCAAGGUUCCGGCGACUUCCUCCUCAGGCGGUGAAGACGAUUACAAGCCCCAUCGACGUCGAGUUGUUUGUGAGGAACAGAGAGAGGAAAAGGGAUCGAGAGCGUCGCCAAGAAAGUGUCCCGAGCAAGAGAAAGGAAGCCUGCGAAGCCGCCACCACCUAUUUGUUUCCUCAGCUCUCGGCGGCGGCGGUCGCCCCACUCCAGCCGCCCGCGCCUACUUCCGGUGGGAAUCUGCCAUGCGCAUCCGUAAAUGCGCCGCCCGGCUUCUGGGCACCGUCUCCACCUCCUUCUCCUCCUCCCCUAGUCCGCUGCCGCGGCCGCCGUCGCAGCAGUCGUUGGAAUCGAAUGUUGCCUUCUCGCCCGACGCCACCGUCGCGAUUCUGUGCGAGCUGAACCGGUCCCCCUGGGACGACCUGAUGUGCCUCGACCUCAUACCGGCUUUCGAUCAGGAGGAGGAAGAAGACGGCGAGGGCAUUAUGGGGAAUGCAGUGAGAGCGGAAGCGGGAGAGGACAAGGGCAUUACCGGAAAUCGCUUCAAAAACGAGGCUGCGGCCACCGCCAGUGCUGAAUGCGAGGAACCAAGGAAGAAGGCCGGGAAGAUUAGAAAGAAGAAAAAGAAAAAGAAGAAGAAGAAGAAGGAGAAUGUAGUUGCGGUAGUUGAGGAGGACGAGGAGGGGACUGGUGGGAGCUGCAAGAAGAGCGACGGAAGGGGAUGGCGCUGCAAACGGCCGGCUCAACACCCGCAUUCCCUCUGCAGUUACCAUCUCGCGCAGCUCCGAUCAUACAAUGCCAGCAAGGUCGCAGCUGAGGCAAGCAGGGAAGGCCACGCCGGGACUGGGAGAAAGAAGAAGACUGACGUAUCCGAUGCCGCCGCCGCCACCGAUGACUCUGACUUUUACUAUUACUAUUCCGGCUUCAACCCUUGGCGUGGGAAGACUAGAUGCAGCUGCCGAAGUAGCAAUAUCAUCAGUGGCGCUCGUGGUUUUGCUCUCGAUAAAAAUGACCGCAACAGCGAAGAUGGAGAGGAUAACAGGAUUGUGCACGACGUCUCAGCGAUUGCUGGCGAGGAUGAAGAGGAGGACAGCGGCGACGACGUGAACAAUAUUGUAGAAUGCGGAGGCGGUGACGCCGAAGGAGGUAACGCAUCGAGGAACACCAAUAAUCGCGGCAAUUAUAAGAGCUACAGGAAGAGAGGUAGGAAGAGGAUGAAAGCUCGAUCGCUCAAGUCUUUGCUUUGAUCGAUCAUGUUGUGCUGCUCGAUUUUGCAGUCGUUUUGUGUCUUGUAUUCUGCUAAAGUGGACGUGCAAAUAUAGUUGCGUGCGUAAAAAUAUGCUUGCAUGUGUCCGCUUGUUUUGCACAUGUGAUUGAUUAAGCUGUGGCUCGAGUUGGACGAGCAUCAACCAACUCAUGGGCCAGGCCCAGAGAAGGCUGUAAGAUUGAACUAUAUCGGAGCCCAUUUCUCGCUGAAUAUGGUCGCCCAAACCAAAACCUGCUCAUAUAAAUUAUG